GCACUUGUGGGGCUGGGGGGCCGCUGUGGGGCUGGGGGCUCCCUCCGGGGGCCCGUGGGCGCGGGCGCACCUGUGGGGCAGCCCCACUGCUCUGCUCUUUCCCCGCAGGCGCCGUCGCACGAGGGCCCCUCCCCCGCCUCGUGCGCUCACGGGCCCUCGUGUCGCAUGGCCCCGCCCCGCCCCCGCCUCGCCCCCGCGCCCCCCCCCGGCCCCCGCUGACCCCCCCGGCCCCACCCAGGAGCCGCCCAGCAGGCGGCCAUGUCGGGGGACUACGAGGAGGACGUGUGCCGCAGCGCCCUGCGGCUGGUGCAGGAGCUCUGCUUCGCCCCCCGCGCCCGCCCCCCCCACGACAAGUGCCUCGAGUUCACCGACCUCCUGCGCCACCGCGGCCACCCCCGGCCCUCGGACGGCGAGGUGUCCGUCAGCCUGCUCUCGGUCAUCGUCACCUUCUGCGGCAUCGUGCUCCUGGGGGUCUCCCUCUUCGUCUCCUGGAAGCUCUGCUGGGUGCCCUGGCGCCACAAGGGGGGGCCGGGGGGGGCCCCCCGAAAAGAGCCCCCCCAAGGAGGAGGGGGAGCUUUCGGGGACCCCCUGCCCGAGCGAGGGGAGCCGGGUCCCGAACCCCCCCCCGAACGCUGCUACCUGGACAUGGGGCCCUGCCCUGAGGGGGGGGGGCGGGCGCUGGGACCCCCCCCCGCUUCAGGGGAUCCCCUCGGGGCCCCCCCAGGGCCCCCCCGAGCUGGGGGGGGAGGGGAUGGGGACCCUGCCCAGCGCCCCCUCCCAGCAGCACGUGGGUGGCAG
Molecule: messenger RNA, 798 nt
Organism: Phalacrocorax carbo (great cormorant)
Lineage: Eukaryota; Metazoa; Chordata; Aves; Suliformes; Phalacrocoracidae
Source: RefSeq, a predicted model, not a curated record